GAGCAGCCGAGCGAUCCGACACUCCGGGGCCAGGGACGUGCCGGGCAGAGCGAGACGGGGCCGGACGGGAGCGGGCGGAGGAGCUGCCCGCGGGCGUCGGGGGCGAUUUCCUCUUCCCAGCCCGGGGGGGGGGGGGCUUGGGUCUCUUCCCUUCCUACAGUCAGAAGGGAGCAGGGCCGCGGAGACGGGACCGAUCGCGCCGCGCCCGGCCAGGGUGGGACAGCUCUCAACCCCCUUCCCCCCCCCCACGGCCCCUAUACACCCCCACGGGAGCGGGAUAGCACUCCCCCCCCAUAGACCCCCGAUCGCCCCCACGUGCGGGGAGGGUGCGGGACAACCUCCCCCCCCCAUAGAUCCCCGAUCGCCCUCACGGGUGCUGGACAGCCACCCCCCCCAUACACGUGCGGGGGAGCCUCUAACCCCCCAUAGACCCCCCGAUCGCCCCCACGUGCGGGGAGGGUGCGGGACAACCUCCCCCCCCAUAGACCCCCGAUCGCCCUCACGGGUGCUGGACAGCCACCCCCCCAUACACGUGCGGGGGAGUCUCUAACCCCCCAUAGACCCUCCGAUCGCCCCCACGUGUGGGGAGGGUGCGGGAUAGCCUCCCCCCCAUAUUGACCCCCGAUCGCCCCACGUGCGGGACAGCCCCCCCCAUACACCCCCACGUGCGGGGAGGUCUGUUUGCCCGCCGCAGUCUCGGAGGAUGAAGCGACUGAGCGAGGAGAGCUGGUCGGGCUCCGAAUCGGACGGGACCAUAGACGUGGGCAAAGAGGAGGAAUACAGCCAAGUAUCCAGGGCUGUUUCCCCCAACACCACAUCUCAGAUACAAGCCAGGAAGAAACGGAGAGGGAUCAUUGAGAAGCGGCGCCGUGACCGUAUUAACAGCAGCCUAUCUGAACUGCGGCGUUUAGUCCCCACUGCCUUUGAGAAGCAGGGCUCCUCCAAGCUGGAGAAAGCAGAGAUCCUGCAAAUGACAGUGGACCAUUUAAAAAUGCUUCAUGCCACUGGAGGAACAGGGUUCUUAGAUGCCCGAGCCCUGGCUGUGGAUUACAGGAGUAUCGGCUUCCGUGAAUGCCUCACUGAAGUUGUCAGAUACCUUGGUAUCCUUGAGGGACAAAACGGUGCUGAUCCUAUCCGGCUACGACUCCUCUCCCACCUGAAUAAUUAUGUUGCUGAAAUGGAGCCUUCGCCUAUGGCCGCUUCCCUUCUGCCCUUUCAGAUGUGGCCCUGGUCAUUCCUCCACAAUUCCACAGCCCCCGCCAACCAAGUACUAAUACCCAGGAGGGAGGCUGUCCCAGGUCUAGCUGUCUUGACUGCUUCCCCCGUGGCUUACCCAAGUACCACCAUGAGAAGGGCUCCCGUUCGCCGAAUUCCUAGUGCCAUCAUGCCAGCCCGCCGAAACUUCCUGUCCAAUAGGAUGGCCUCUUCGUCCCGGAGGGCUAGACCCACAGUGACAUCAACAACCCCAGGUGCCAUGUCCAGUGUGCCAUCAGCAAGUGGUGCCCUGAGAGAUGCCACCUCUAGGAGCAGCCAGAUUGCAACGUUCCUGCUCUCCUCCACCUCUGCUGGAGUUCCCAUACCACCUGCUUCUUACACAGCUCCUCCUGCUUUGAAUGAUUCUCCCCAGGGGCCAGGCACCAGAGGUGGAACUUCCAGACUCUGCCGCUCCUGGGCUACUGAAAUUGGGGCUUUCUGAUCCCUCCCUGACAAAAUCCUAACGGAGACAAAAAUCAUCAGCAGCCAAUGCUCAAAAAGCAUGCUUUGAUGAACAGCUUCUUUCCUGCUUUGCAGAAAUAAAGGAUCCUCUCCUCACCUCGCCAUCCCUUCUUAUUCCUCACGUCAUCUUCCCUCCCUCCCCAUCACAUUGUCUCCCUCUUUUCCAUUCCAGGUUUGCAGAUUUUUUUAUUGAACUGAAUGUAUUUGUCUGUGUACAGCUCCACUAAAGGUUAUGGGUGAGGUUUAUACACAGAUCCUAAUUCAGACCUUUCCCUUCCCCAGCCCAGGCCCUGGUAGAGCUGAAUGUUGCAGUCUGAAAAAUGUAAACCAGCCUUGGCACUGAUUUGACUUUGCUGGAGACACAGAGCUCCCAAGCAGUGACACUUUCUAACACUUGUAUGCAGUGUUGUUGUAGCCAUGAAGGUCCCAGAAUGUUAGCAAGACAAGAUGGGGGAGGGAAUAUCUUUUAUUGGACCAACUUCUGUUGGUAAUCAAGACAAGCUUUCCAUCUUAUACAGAGUUCUUCCUCAGGCCAGCCCUGAAGAAGAAUUCUGUGUCAGCUCGAAAGCUUGUCUCUCUCACCAACAAAAGUUGGUCCAAUAAAAGAUAUUCCCUCCCGCACCUUGACUUUCGAACAUUGACUUCCUCCCAGCUUCAGCAUGUUGUUUGAUACAAUCUAAGUGAGGUGAGACAUGUCGGCGAGUAAUAGAGACAACCUACCCCAUGCACACAAACUGUCCUUUGAUAACUGAACCCAACCCCGAUCAGGAUUGCCAUGAACAGUCAGGACACUUGGGAGGUUCCUCUCCGUUGGCCAACCCCAUUCUGUUGAUCUCUAAAAAUGGAGAGCUUGACAUUAUGCGUAACAAGCUGAUUCAAACCACACAACCCUGAGGGACGAGUUGGAUGAAAAUGUAACAGUUCCCAAUUUCCCUCUGAACUGAAACCCUGUGAUACUCAGUAUGCAUUCCUGCUGCAUAGAAUUAUCCCAGCACAGGACUUCCUGUACUUAAGACCUCAAUACUACGUGCAGUCCACAUUUUCAUUUCCCGUGGCUCGGCUUUUACCUAAAACCAGGGCAUUCCCAAGUGUCACUAGCGUACUUGAUUCAUGGAAACAUUUGCCUGAUCCUGUGCUCAGAUCAAUGCGGUUAUCAGAAUGUUUUCAGGAGGGAGUAUCAGACAUUACUAUGCAAAAUGCCUUUGCCAGCUGCUGUUUGGGAUUCCCUAUGUAGAUAAUUCAGAUGUCUGUGAGAGACACAGACCUUGCUCAUCCAAUGAAGCAUUACAGAGUAAGGGAGCAGGUUUCCGAAGUGACACCUGUCAUGGAGGGGAGGGCUUGGCAGCUGAACUAUGAGGGAGAAGGAUGCCCUUCCUUCUCUCUUCCCUCUUCAGCCAUCAAUCCUCCCUCCCCAUAUGAAAAUACAUUACUAUAAAGGGAAGAGUGGAAGAAAGCAUCCUUUACCCCAAGCUCCUCCUUUGUUUUUGCCAAUUUCCAGAUCCUUAAUUAAAUUUUCUAGCCUGUUCCGCCAGGCCCACCUCUGCUCUUUUUCUUUAUCACCAUGUUCUCUGCAUGGACUUGAUCCCAAACCCACUGAAGUCAAUGGCAGUCUUUCCACUGACUUCAUGGGCUUUUGACCAGCCCCUAGAAUGUCCUCUGUCUCUUGAAAGUUUUCUCUGCCUUUGUCUUCUCUCUGUGUGUUCCUAUAUAAAUGCCAAGGAUGAUGAUUAUUCUUUGUCCUCUGCUCUCUAUGCACCUCUGAGUCUCCUCUCAAUCCCUAUCUCUCUAGGGCAGUGAGGAACAGUUACUGAGCAUUCUCAAGCUCUGCUCCUAUCUCAACUCUUCUUAGCUCUAGUGGUUUUGAAAUAGUGUGGCCCUGUGGCUAGGGGAGUGAACUUAAACUCACUUGGCGUGAGCUCUGUUCCCAGCUCUGCUAUAUGAUCUUUGGCAAAUCACUUCACUUUACCCCAGUUUCCCCAUUUAUAAAAUAGGAACUGAUGAAAAGAUCAAUAUAAGAGCUAAGUAUUAUUAUUAUUUGGUUCCUGCUGCAAUCAGCGGAGAAGCAGCAAUAGUAAGAGAGUGCUCAGAAGUUGCCUGAAUGGGUAUAGGAAAUGCUGUUUAUAUAAAACAGAAGCAUAGGAGGGGCAGUUGGUGUGAUCUGGUGACCAGAUGGCCAUGGAGUCUAUGAGAACCAGGGCCUGUUUCCACAGAAGGGGUUGGGAGACUAGAACAGUUCCUCCCAACCAAGACAUCUGGCCACCCUAGCCACAGGCUGUCUAUUGCCCCGGUGCACUUCUCUUAGCAUUAUUAUUUUAUAUAACAUAUAAGAAGGCAGUAUACCUCCACUUAAAUCAAAGCAAGACCCUUCUUCCCUGAACCUGUGCUUUUAUUUUCUUGGAUUUAUGCAGAAGCUGGCAUUGGUCCAGUUGAAUACCCUCUAAUUGCAUCAUCGUGAUCCUUGCCUGAGUCAGUGGUGCCGUGCCAGGAAGGGUAAAGCAGAGAAAGGAACAAAGGGGGAACAGUGAGUAGUGUCUUUUUAAUGUAACAGACCCUCCCCAUCCCAGAUGUCAAGCAAGUGGCCAAUUGUGCAUUGAACUGUUGGCUCAGCAGCGGCAUUGAUACAGCUGUGUAUCUGACAUACCUAUGUUAAAUGUAUAUGGAUCAGACAGACUUGUUUUGGAAGUGAGUCCCUCCCGAUUGCUCUCAAUACGCAUAAAUGCUCCUGGCCCCCGGUACUUGUCCUCACUCAUUUCCUGAGGUGGCAGAGUCAAUCAGGAAUGCAAUAUUCCUGUUCAGAGAAGUUCCCUGUGGACUGGUUGUUCCUGGAGCUAGUCUGUGCCUUAGAGCCCACACUUUUCACUGCGCAGAGCUGUUAACAUUGUGAGCUGUCAGACAUCCAGCAAAAGGUGUCAAAUAAAGUCUUCCAAACCCA
This is a messenger RNA of Dermochelys coriacea (leatherback sea turtle), 4648 nucleotides long. RefSeq names its product hes related family bHLH transcription factor with YRPW motif like (gene HEYL). The record is from RefSeq and is a predicted model, not a curated record. Gene Ontology annotation, biological process: circulatory system development; Notch signaling pathway; regulation of transcription by RNA polymerase II. Bases 704 to 1696 code for a protein of 330 amino acids. Lineage: Eukaryota; Metazoa; Chordata; Testudines; Dermochelyidae. Gene Ontology annotation, cellular component: nucleus. Gene Ontology annotation, molecular function: DNA-binding transcription factor activity, RNA polymerase II-specific; protein dimerization activity; RNA polymerase II cis-regulatory region sequence-specific DNA binding. The transcript is spliced from 5 exons.